Molecule: messenger RNA, 1557 nt
Organism: Gastrolobium bilobum
Lineage: Eukaryota; Viridiplantae; Streptophyta; Magnoliopsida; Fabales; Fabaceae
Product: actin-like
Exons: 5
Coding region: 221-1354 (377 amino acids)
Cellular component (GO): cytoplasm
Source: RefSeq, a predicted model, not a curated record
AGGACACGCGUGACGAACAACAUGAAUGUCGUUCAUAGAAUUGGACGUUGUUGAGGGGAUGUCGUGGACGUGAUGGGCUUCAUUUAAAAAACCGAAACACAUUGAAAUUUGAGUUUUCAUUUGGGCGUUGUUCUCUCCUCUAUAAUUUUUUUGCUUUGAACCAGCUGAGAUCGGAAAAUCAAUCCUCUCCUUGACGCGCCAUUUCGGCUUUUGAAAUACAAUGGCAGACACUGAGGAUAUUCAGCCACUUGUCUGUGAUAAUGGGACAGGAAUGGUUAAGGCUGGAUUUGCUGGAGAUGAUGCUCCAAGGGCUGUGUUUCCUAGCAUUGUUGGUCGUCCACGUCACACUGGUGUGAUGGUUGGCAUGGGCCAAAAAGAUGCAUAUGUUGGUGAUGAAGCUCAGUCCAAGCGUGGUAUAUUAACUUUGAAAUAUCCCAUUGAACAUGGUAUUGUGAGUAAUUGGGAUGACAUGGAGAAGAUCUGGCAUCACACCUUCUACAAUGAACUCCGUGUGGCCCCAGAGGAGCACCCAGUUCUGCUCACUGAAGCACCCCUCAACCCAAAGGCUAAUCGUGAGAAAAUGACACAAAUUAUGUUUGAGACCUUCAAUACACCUGCUAUGUAUGUUGCCAUUCAGGCUGUUCUAUCCCUAUAUGCCAGCGGUCGUACAACUGGUAUUGUUUUGGACUCUGGAGAUGGUGUCAGCCACACUGUACCCAUUUAUGAGGGGUAUGCCCUCCCACAUGCCAUUCUCCGUCUUGACUUAGCUGGGCGUGACCUCACUGAUGCCUUGAUGAAAAUCCUUACUGAGCGUGGUUAUUCCUUCACUACCACAGCCGAGCGCGAAAUUGUAAGGGAUGUUAAGGAAAAGCUGGCUUAUAUUGCCCUUGAUUAUGAGCAAGAGCUUGAAACUGCAAAAACUAGCUCUGCCGUUGAGAAGAGCUAUGAGCUACCUGAUGGACAAGUCAUCACCAUUGGUGCUGAGCGUUUCCGUUGUCCUGAAGUCCUCUUCCAGCCAUCCAUGAUUGGAAUGGAAGCUGUUGGUAUUCAUGAGACCACAUACAAUUCAAUUAUGAAGUGUGAUGUUGAUAUCAGAAAGGACUUGUAUGGAAACAUAGUCCUCAGUGGUGGUUCUACCAUGUUCCCUGGUAUUGCUGACAGAAUGAGCAAGGAAAUCACUGCUUUGGCCCCAAGCAGCAUGAAGAUCAAGGUGGUUGCUCCACCUGAGAGAAAGUACAGUGUCUGGAUUGGUGGCUCUAUCUUGGCUUCUCUCAGCACUUUCCAACAGAUGUGGAUUGCGAAGGCAGAGUAUGAUGAGUCUGGUCCUUCAAUUGUACACAGGAAAUGCUUUUAAAUGCUGCAGAAUGGCUUGGUGGAGGUAGGUGUCCUCGUUUGGCAAUACAAUAGCACCUUGCAACGAUUGAUGAUUUUUUUAAAGAAAUAUUUAUGUGUUGUUAGAACAGUGAAAGUGGAGUUUGAUGGCAGAGUUAAUUCUUUCAUUUGUUUUGUUUUAGCAUUGGCAAUUGUUGAACAGUUGAUCUUUAACGAUAAAUCGAA